Messenger RNA from Paramuricea clavata, 6577 nucleotides. NCBI's taxonomy places the organism in Eukaryota, Metazoa, Cnidaria, Anthozoa, Malacalcyonacea, Plexauridae. The record is from the annotation of a GenBank genome assembly.
CCAAGAAAGUGUAACAGAAAGUGAGAAUUUUGAAAAGAAAGGUUCGAAUUUAGAAUUGAAAAUGAAACUAGUGUUAAGACGUACUCGAGGGAAAUGUGCAGACUAUGGAGGUUUUUAAAAGGUGUUUUUCCAAUUAGAUAUAUUUCUGCAAUGGAGACAACAACAGCAGACAAAAGUAUGUAUAUAAACUAUAUUUUCGCAACAGCAGAAGGUGUUCAACUUGAGAAAUGUAUAUAAUGAAAAAAGUUGAUUAUUUUCUCACUCUGUUAACUGCCAGUUGACCACCACUUGCUGCACGAUACAACUUUAACUCACUGAGACCCAACGUUAUCUUCCCGACGAGUAAAAUUGUCUGAAUGUCUGGCAUUUAUAGACAGAGUUUUCUAUACUUCUGCAAGUAGGGCCUAGCUUUUAGGGCACAAAUAUGCAUCUUAAUGGUCAACGAGUCCCUUUUAAGAUAUAAAAUUCAGACAGACAACAUUAUCUUAAGUGGCAACAUAUGAGAGUAAAAUAGUGACAUUAAACACAAAUUGUGCAUCAAUUGUUACAGCCCAAUUAGCAGAGCAUGGCAAGUACACAGUGUACACAACAUAUCACACACCAAAAUAUUGGUUACUGUCGAUGCAAUGGAAGUGUUGAUAAAAUAUUGUGCCAAUUACUUUCCUGAAGUUGAUCAAUGGACCAUUUGCAUUAUAGACUAAAUUUUGAUCUAGAUAAAAAUUUCAUCACAGCUUGAAAGAGCAUCACAAAAUUAGUAAUAUUCCAAAGUUUCGUUGCGAAAUGUUGUAAAAUGCGGAUAAUAUAGUCUUGUGAAAUUUGCAAAUUUCAGUCAUUUUGUAUUACAAACGGGAAAUUGAUGCCCUAACACCCAAUUGGGCUGUCAAUUUCCCGUGCGUAAUACAAAAUGGCUGAAAAACGGCAAACUUCGCAAGGCUAUAUUAUCCACAUUUUACAACAAUUCGCAACAAAACUUUGGAAUAUUACUAAUUUUGUGAUGUACUUUCAAGCUAUGAUGAAAUUUUUGUCUUGAUCAAAAUUUAGUCUAUAAUGCAAAUGUCCAUUCAUUUGAUAGAACAUUGAUCAACUUCCUGUUACUUUUAGAUGAGCCAAUUAGAUUUUGUUUCAGAACCGAUUGACCAAUAGGAAACGCAAAAAACAUUUGAAUUCGUAUGAAUUGAUCAGCUUGAGGAAAUGAAUUGAUAAUAUUUUAUCAACACUUCCAUUGCAUCGACAGUAAAUGUUGAAAAAUUGCUUGAUAGCAGUUGAUGAUUUGAAGUUGCACUGCUUUGUUAAUUGCCAGGUAAAUGAAAAUUAUGGCAAAAGAGAGGAUUGAUUUACACGUAGCAUCCAAGAAUAGGUAUACACCAGGCAAAAUCCUAAUACCUGUCAUUUGCACGCCAAUAAAUUUUGUUUGCACUCAUGAGAUCUUGUUGAUUUUCGCCCUAUUUUGCAAACUGGGUUAAGGCAAGGCUUUCAAAAUAACCCGGCGGCCGCCGGAGCUCCGGCGGGUAGCGCGAGGUUUACCGCCGGUUACUUUGUUUAGUACUUGAAGUAUCAAUUCUGCCCUCCUUCCUCAACUCUAAGCUUUCAAAAAAAGUUAAAGUUAUUUUUGCCAUCUUAAGUUCAAAGAAUGAAAGUAGUGAUACUUUUUAAUUUGGUUACAGAGCUCAGUUGUGUUGCUAUCAAUAUACACUAGUUAAUUUGGAAGACUUGAAGGCAUCCCAGACCGCUCCCCACAGCCGGCGGCUACUUUAGCAACACAGCCACCUACUCAGAAUAUUUCUGAAAGCCCUGUUACGGUGACGUGAAAUAGGUAGAAAACAAUAACAAAAUUCCAAAAGCAACAUAGCAAAGUUUUUGAGCAGCAAUAUUAUUAUUACUGUAUUUGUUUUGACAAAUAGACGACAGGCACACCCACCCCAACAGGGCCUGUUUGAUAUAGUGAUUCAACAUUGACAGUGAGUAUCAACCUCAAAAAUAACCAUAACAUUUCCAACAUUUUGAACAAGAUACUUUGACAGGAGCAUGAAUAGUAACAGCACUGGCUAAUUAAACCUUUGGAAUCUUGUUUACAUAUUUCAGGCCAACAAGUAUAAAAAAUAAUAUGCAUUUAAGCAAUUACCGUGACAACAGAUAACUUUUUUCAUUUAAUUAAGGCCAAAUUAGAUAUAUUCUAUAUUUUAUAGAUUUUAAAGACAGUACUGUAGACCCUAUGAAGAACCCCCCAUCUGAUCCUGUAGAUUUCACAAAGAACCCAUCUGAUUCUGUAGAUUCCACAAAGAACCCCCCAUCUGAUCCUGUAGAUUCCACAAAGAACCUCCCAUCUGAUCCUGUAGUUCCUACAAAGAACCCCCCAGCUGAUCCUGUCGAACCUACAAAUAUAUCCCCAUCUGAUCCUGUAGGUCCUAUGAAGAACCCCUCAUCUGAUCCUGUAGAACCUACAAAGAACCCCUCUGCUGAUCUUGUGGAACUUAUGAAGAACCCCCCAGCUGAUCUUGUAAAACCCACAAAUAUACCUUCAUCUGAUCUUGUGGAAUCUGUGAAUGACCCCCUAGUUAACCCUGUAGAACCUACAAAUAUACCCUCAUCUGAUCCAGUGGAACCUAUGAAUGACCCCCUAGUUAACCCUGUGGAACCUACAAAUAUACCUGCAUCUGAUACUGUGGAACCUACAAAUAUACCUGCAUCUGAUCAUGUUGCAUCUGCAAGUAACCCGCUGCCUGACCCUGUGGAACCUGUAAACAACCCCCCACGCCAUGGUGAGUACUGAACAGGGCUGCUGAGGGUUUGCGGUGGGGACCAGGGCAAAACUUUCCCAGGUGGCCCUCUGACAUUGUUAAAAUUUUCUGAGGGCCCUAUGAUGGGUGAAACAAAGGUUUACAAUAUAUACUUUAGAAGCUUUAUUGCAUGUUAUCUGGCAAUGAAAAUUUAUAUUGUCAGUUAAAUUAAGCAGUCUGGUAUCAAGGAAUUCUAAGAGACUUUGUUGCUUAGUGUAAUCAUCACUGAUUAUUUGUGCAACAAUCUAGCCGAUUCCAAUACGAUACUGAUUUCAAAAUGACAUCAACGUUAGUUGACCAAAUAAAAGUGACAUCAUACAUUUCGAUUUUUUAAUAUUUAUGAUACUGUAAUUUCCAACGUAACAUGUUACUGCAUGCAACCAAAGUUUGUUAAAACCGCUCAUAAAUGGCAUGCUUCACAUAUUAUUUCUGCGCCGUAACGGUCUGCUCCACACCUAACAUGCAACACGCUACCGUUCACACAAGAGAUUAAACAUUUGAUGUUCAAUUUUUUCAUAAAAAAGCGUCUUCAGGUUGAGCUUAAAGUGUGUAUUGUCUCAACAAUAGUUUUACAUAUUCGAAAAUACAGAUAAUUCUGCCGAUUCCGAUUAUCUGACUAGUUUUGUGAGCCCCUGACUAGUUUUGUGAUACCCCCUAAUCUCUUGGCGGCCGUGGUACUGGAAAAUGUGAAUAGUCAUAGAAACAACUUUGAUGGAUUGAUGUGGCAAAGUAAUUUACAGUGAUAUCAUAUGUUGGGCAAAAUAAAAAAUUUCAAAAGACGUGGCAAAAAUCAAAUUAGGAUGACUGAUAAAUGAAAUACUUUCCAGUAAUUUGGUUGCAUUUUUUUCUGAAGAGUCUCACAAAAAUACUGGUUGGAGCUCAUGGAUAACAAAAAAAGAAAAUAAGAAACCAAAAAGAUUGGAUUACAGCAAGAUGCCUUUGGAGAAAAAACGCUCGCACUACAGAUGUGGCAAUUACUAUGUGACUUUAGAUCAAGUACAACCAUGGCCAGAUUAUGUGAAGGACAGCCAUUAUUCUUUUACUAAGAAAGGUAGUAUUGAUGUUAUUUUGUACCAUUAAAACCUUACUCCACAUUAAAAAAUCUUUCCCCUUCUCUAAAUUCCCAGCUCUUUAUUAAGCCCCCAUCUUUUCUACUAAGACACCUUCCCUUUCCUAUUAAGAACCCUCCUCUCUAUUUAGAGGCUCUUCUCUUCCUCCUUAUUAAGACCCCAUCCCUUUAGACCUCUCCCUCUAUUAUCCCUGCUCCUCUAUAAAACAGUAUCCUCUAUCAAAAGCCUCUCCUCCCUAUAAGCCUACUCCUUUACUUUGUUUAUGAUCCCAUCCCGGCAUCCCCUACUCCCUAUUAAUGCCUCUCGCUCUUAUUAAGAUGCCCUCCCCCUUUUCUCUAUUAAGCCCCUCUUCCUCCCUUGUUAUAAUGUCAUAUCCUUCAACUAAGCUAGAUCCCUUGCCCUUUUUACCUUUAAAGACCCUUCUAUUAAACUCCUCCUCUCUUGUAAAAACCUCUUGUCGUACUCUUUAUUAAAGUUACGCUCUCUUCUCCAUCAAACCUUUCUCCAUUUUAUUAAGAUUCAUUGCACCCUCUUCUCCAUCAACACUCCUUUCUUUCCAUUAAAAUUGCCCCCUCCUCUGUUCUUGAUUAAUACACCCCCCUCCUAUCUAUUACGUCACCCCCCAAAAUGUCAUACUUACUGGUCAUCUUUACCAGGCUUGCUUCAAAAAGAUUCAGAAUUCACCACUGACAAUGAUCACAUAAACAGAAAGGUUUCACUCUGGCUAGGAGAUAUAACACAGCUUGAAAUUGAUGCUAUUGUGAAUGAUGGUAGGUUUCUUAGCUAUACGUUUCCCAAGGUGGACAAACCAGGAAACAUUGUUACGUUUCCAAAGUUUUGAGCAAUUUUGGUAACAGGAAACAUAACUCGGAGCUUGACGGCUUGAGAUUUGAUAAACAAGAUUUGUGCACAGAACAGGAAAAUAGUGAAACCACACAAAGUUUGAAAAUAGAAAAGAAAAUGUUAUAGAAAAGAGACACCUGUUCAAUUUGGUCGAUAAAUAUUGCAAAAAGACACUUGGAAAACUUGAAUUUUUUACUAUGUAUACUAGCGUGCACAGGACCUUCUGACUUCAGGCUUCAGUAGUCCAGUCACUUGCAGGUAAUGCAGUUACCUCGGAUCCCAAUAUCUGACACCCGUGAUAAAAAGUGUUGUGAAGCCACAUUUAUUAUUUUAUUUCAGCGAAUAAAAGUCUUCUUGGAGGUAGUGGAGGUAGGUUGCGUUUUUCAUUGGCGUCUUGUGGACAGGUUUUGAUGAAAAUCUAUCUUGUUCGCUUAGACAACGUUACUUACUAUUUAGUCGAUGGUCAUAUUCAUUAAGGUGCAGUCGAAGGAUUUGUGUAGGAAUGUAGAAAAUUGAUUGGAUUAGAAGCUGGCGGUGCUAGAUGUGAAAUCACCUCAGGUACAAUUAUUGAAGUGAAUAGAACUGGAACGCUACCUCCAACUGGAAAUUUGAAGCCAAACUUAAAGACUAGUCCCAGUCUUUUCACGCAUGCGAAGAGCGCUCAAUCAGUCAAUCAUGACAUAAACACGCUUGACGUAACCACGCGUUCCAGUUAUAUUCAUUUCAAUGGGUACAAUACAUUUUUUUUUUUUUACUUUUAACCAUUGAGUGCCAGCGCUGUCUACUUGAUGAGUAAAAUUGUCUGGCGUUAGACGGAGUAAAGUCAGUAAUAAAAUGGGGUGCAUUAUGGCGCAAUGCAAGUUAAUUAAGUUUCUAUAUAAAACCUCGGUCAAACGAGGAGUUGGUGAGAGUUGUCAGUCACACAUUGUUACAGCGGACAUUUCAAACUCUAGAUGAACAAAAUAAAGGUUUGAUGAAUGUUGCAACUAUGUUUUAACUUCAAUAGAAUACAUGAUAGUGUUGGGAAAACAUUAAGAACAGCUAACCAAGCUCACGUGACUGUCAACUCUCAUUGAGGUUGUGGAGGUAGGUUGUAUUCCUCAGUGGCAUCUUGUAGACAGGUUUUGAUGGAAAUCUAUCCUGUUCGCUAACACAACAUUGCUUACUGUUUAGUUGAUGGUUCUAUUCAUCGAGCUGCAGGCAAGGGACUUUUGGAGGAAUGUAGAAAAUUGAAUGGAUGUGCCACUGGCAAUGCCAAAAUCACCACAGGUACAGUAUAAUACGUAUUUUAACACAUUGAGCGCCAGCACUCUUGACGAAUAAAAUUCUCUGACGAAUAAAAUUCGUCAUUAUUGACGAAUAAAAUUCUCUGGCGUUAGAGUAAAAUAAUAAAAGUUUGAUGAAUGUUUCAACUAUGUUUUAACUUCAAUAGAAUACAUGAUAGUGUUGGGAAAGCAUUAAGAACAGCUAACCAAGCUCGCGUGACUGUCAACUCUCAUGUACUCUCAUCCUCGUUUCAUCCGAGCUUAACUAUCUUCCUUUGUGGUAUUAAUGCGUGUUUUUGUUCUAUUUCAACAGGACAAAAACUUCCAGCUAAAUGUAAGUACGCAAAUCAUUUGGUCGUCAAAUGCCCCGUUUCAGUACACUUGUAUAUUUGUAUACACUGUAAAAGUACUCUGCAAGAAGGUUUUACUGACUGUACAUGCAUUCAUGAAGAACAACAGAAAGGCGACAUGGAGACGAGAUUUUAGAGCCGAUGUUUAUUUUUUUUUAUGUUGUGUAGAUGUGAUUCAUACGGUUGGUCCAAUAGGAAAACGAAAGCGACUGUUGGAAAGCUGUUAUAAUUCCUGUCUCAAGCUGGUGAAAGAACACGAAUUGAGUUCAGUG